Molecule: messenger RNA, 6823 nt
Organism: Ictidomys tridecemlineatus (thirteen-lined ground squirrel)
Lineage: Eukaryota; Metazoa; Chordata; Mammalia; Rodentia; Sciuridae
Source: RefSeq, a predicted model, not a curated record
AUGGAAAACUUGGAAGCCCCUGUGAUGCUCCCUCUUUGUCCCUAUGGGCCCACAAUAGAUGAUGGCCACAGGGGGGAGAUGCAAGCUUACCAAUACUGGCCUUUCUCCUCCUCAGAUCUAUAUAACGAAAAAAAUAACAAUCCCCCUUUUUCUGAGGACUCCAUCUGACUCACAGGGUUAGUUGAGUCGCUGAUGUUCUCACACCAGCCCACUUGGGAUGACUGCCAACAACUCCUGGGGACUCUCUUCACAACAGAGGAAUGGGAGAGAAUCCUCCUGGAAGCCAGAAAGAAUAUUCUUGGACCAGAUGGGGGACCAACCCAACUUCCCAAUAUCAUUGAAGCUGGCUUCCCCUUAAACUGACCCAACUGGGACCCCAACACCUUUGAAGGUAGGGAGCAUCUGUCCACUUAUUGCCAGGCUCUUAUAGUAGGUUUCCGCACCGCCAGGCGGCCAACUAAUUUGGCCAAGGUAAGAGAGAUUAUCCAGGGGCCCAAUGAAUCUCCCUCAAUGUUUCUGGAGAGAAUUAUGGAAGCAUAUAGGAGAUAUACUCUCUUUGAUCCUCAGGCAGAGGACCAAAAGACAUCUGUUGCAAUGGCCUUUAUCGGGCAGGCUGCCCUAGAUAUUAAGAAAAAGUUACAACAUUUAGAAGGAUUGUAAGAUAUGACCUUAAGAUAUUUAGUUAGAGAAGCUGAGAAAGUAUAUUAUAAGAGAGAAACUGAGGAAGAGAGGGAACAGAGGAGGGAGAAGGAAAGGGAACAAAAGGAGGAUGAAAGGAGGAAAAGGCAGACUAAAGCAUUGGCUAAGGUCCAGGUCACAGCUGCAGAUAGGCCAGAAGUUAAAAAGCAGGGAGACAGGAAGGGAUAGCUGGGCCCACGCCAAAGGCUGCCCCUGGCCUCAGAUCAAUGUGCCUACUGUAAAGAAAAAGGACACUGGGCCAAAGAGUGCCCCAAAAAGAAGCAGCCACGCCAGCCUGCCAUGCUGACUCUAGAAGAUGACUAGGAAAGUUGGGGCUCGGAUCCCCUCCUGGAGCUCAGGGUAACAUUUGAAGUGGAGGGGACCCCAGUGAACUUUGAAGUAGAUACAGGAGCAGUAUACUCAGCCCUUAAAACCCCACUGGGCCCCCUAUCAAAUAAAAGGUCCUUAGUUCAAGGGGCUAAUGGCAGUAGAUAUCAGGCUUGGACAACAAAGAGGACUAUGGACCUAGGAAAGGGAAGAGUCCAUCACUCUUUCCUAGUAAUCCCAGAAUGCCCGGCCCCAUUAAUGGGCAGGGAUCUGCUCACCAAACUCUGGGCUAAAAUAACCUUUAACCCUGAUGGUCCCCAAGUGGAGUUUCUAAAUCCUUCAGUAAAAUCUCCCAUAGUCAUGGCUUUGACUAUGUCAGUAGAAGAUGAACAUCAACUCUUCACGCCCCCUGGGACUGAUCCAACAGGCAAACUACCCCAGAAAUGGAUAAAAGAUUAUCCUGAUGCCUGGGCAGAAACUUCUGGGUUAGAUCUAGCCAUUAAACAACCUCCAAUAGUAGUAGAAUUAAAAGCCUCUGCCUCUCCAAUCAGUGUUAAACAAUAUCCUCUAAGCAAAGAAGCUAGGGAUGGGAUAAGGCCCCAUAUUCAGAAAUACCUGGCUCUUGGGGUCCUAAGGCCCUGUCAAUCGGCCUGGAAUACCCCCCUGCUACCAGUAAGAAAACCAGGAACUGGAGACUACUGUCCUGUCCAAGACCUAAGAGAGAUCAACAACAGAGUGCAGGACAUUCACCCCACGGUACCAAAUCCGUAUAAUUUGCUUAGCACUCUGAAUCCGGAGAGGAAAUGGUACACUGUGCUGGACUUAAAAGAUGCUUUCUUCUGCUUGCCCCUGCAUAAGGACAGUCAAUUGUUGUUUGUGUUCGAGUGGAUAGACCCAGAAACAGGAACAUCUGGCCAACUAACCUGGACUAGACUCCCACAGGGGUUCAAAAACUCUCCCACUCUCUUUGAUGAAGCCCUCCACAGGGACCUCAACGACUUCAGAACUGCACACCCUGAAGUCACCCUACUCCAAUAUGUGGAUGAUCUGCUACUGGCAGCCAACACCAAGGAGAACUGUGAGUCUGGGACCCAAGCACUAUUAUAUGAGCUUGCUCAGCUUGGAUAUAGGGCUUCUGCCAAAAAGGCCCAAAUUUGCCAGCAAGAAGUAAUCUUCCUGGGUUAUUCUCUUAGGGGUGGCAGAUGAUGGCUCACUGAGCCCAGAAAAUGAACCAUUGUGCAGAUACCGCCCCCAUCUAAUAAGAGACAACUCAGAGAGUUUCUUGGGACUGCCAGCUUUUGCAGGUUAUGGAUUCCUGGGUUUGCAUCUCUGGCUGCCCCUUUAUACCUGCUGAUAAAGGGGGAUGCCCAGUUCCAAUGGACCCCUGAACACCAACAAGCUUUUGAUAAUAUCAAAAAGGCGUUGCUAUCUGCUCCGGCCUUAGCACUCCCAGAUGUAGAAAAACCCUUCACUCUCUACAUCGAGGAAAAGAAAGAAAUAGCACGGGGAGUGCUCACUCAGACUUUGGGACCUUGGAAAAGGCCGGUAGCAUACUUAUCAAAAAAACUGGACCCAGUGGCUAGCGGGUGGCCCCAUUGCCUAAGGGCUAUAGCAGCGGCAGCCCUUCUAAUAAAAGAUGCUGAUAAAUUAACGUUGGGACAGAAGCUGACCAUUAUAGCCCCCCAUGCCCUGGAGAGCAUCAUCAGUCAGCCUCCAGACAGGUGGCUAUCAAACUCCAUAACCCACUACCAGAGCCUCUUGCUUGACAAAGACAGAAUAAUGCUGGGACCCCCUAUUCCACUCAACCCGGCUACACUGCUGCCAGAAGAAUCAUCAGGACCCGUCGCUCAUGAUUGUCAACACAUACUGGUACGAGACUAAAGGAUCAGUGUAAGAGGAGACUUAAAGGAUCAGCCACUGCCUCGCCCUGAGGUCGUAUGGUUCACGAAAGGGAGCAGCUUCCUUCAAGACUGUAUGCGGCGGGCUGGAGCAGCAGCAGUAGUUAGCAAAACUAAUGUCAUCUGGUCCUCUGGUCUCCUAGAAGGGAUAUCACCUCAAAAAGCAGAACUAAUUGCCCUUACGAAAGCACUGGAACUAGCAACAGGCAAAAGGGCCACCAUAUACACUGACAGUCGCUAUGCAUUUGCCACUGCUCAUGUACACGGGGCUAUUUAUAAGCAAAGGGGGCUAUUAACCUCCGCCGGGAAGGAAAUAAGGAACAAAAAUGAGAUCCUCCACCUUCUCUCGGCAGUAAAAGGCCCUAAAGAACUAGCUAUAGUGCACUGUCAGGGGCACCAGAAGGGGAACGACCCAGUGGCAGUUGGAAACAGACAAGCAGAUGAGGAAGCUAAGUUGGCAGCCCUAAACGGAGUGACCCUGUUAACUGUUUCUACGCCGGGGGAACAACACUGGGACCCUACAGAGCCAAGUUUACAAUUUCAAAAAGCCCAACUUUACGUCAAAGACAUACACAAGCUCACCCAUUUAGGCUCAAAGAAGUUACAGGCACUCUUAAAGGACCAAAGAAAGGACUUAUUGUUGACUGACUCACAGAGGAAAGAAAUAGCUGAGCAGGCAACUAGAGCUUGUCAAGUCUGUCAAUUAGUUAAUGCCUACCCAUCCAAGCUUCCUGCAGGGAAGCACUUACGAGAAACCAGACUCGGACAAUUCUGGGAAGUGGACUUUACUGAAAUUAAGCCAGCAAGGUAUGGACUUAAGUAUCUCCUAGUCUUUGUAGAUACUUUUUCAGGAUGGGUCGAAGCCUUCCCCAUGAAGAAAGAAAUGGCUCAGGUGGUGGUCAAAAAGAUCCUAGAGGACAUUUUUCCAAGGUUCAGCUUGCCUAAUGUAAUAGGGUCCGAUAAUGGACCGGCGUUCAUGGCCCAGGUAAGUCAGGGGUUGGCCAGGACCGUGGGGAUUAAUUGGAAGUUACAUUGUGCUUAUAGACCCCAGAGCUCAGGACAGGUAGAAAGGAAGAAUAGAACCAUCAAAGAGACUUUAACGAAAUUAAGCUUGGAGACCGCCAUAAAAGACUGGACUAUGCUCCUACCUUAUGCACUGUUUCGUGCAAGAAAUACCCCCUCCACCUCUUUAUGUAACCUUACCCCUUAUGAGAUUCUCUGUAGUUCCCCUCCUCCAGUAAGGGACCUAACCCCAACUCUGAGACUUAAUGAUUCCUUUCACACCCCCUUGCUUAACAGACUUAAAGCCCUUGAACAAAUCCAGCGGUACCUGUGGAAACAGUUGGCCACUGCCUAUCAGCCUGGAGACGAGGGAACCCCACAUCGAUAUCAAGUGGGAGACUUCAUCUACGUGAGAUGGCAUCAGGUGUCAUCCCUGGAACCCUGGAAAGGACCAUACCAGGUGUUGCUUAUAACGCCUACAGCGGUGAAAGUGGAUGGGAUCGCUCCCUGGAUCCAUGCCUCCCAUCUCAAGCCUGCGCCCUGUCCAGACUCAGGCUGGAAACUGGAACAGACUGGUAACCCUCUCAAGUUGCAUGUCCGUCGUGUGGGUAGGCUAUGGAUUCUUCCCCUGACCACCAGCAGUUCUAAUCCCCAUCAGCCUGUUCAGCAACAGUGGCAACUGCUGGACAAGUAGUAUGGUCUAUUUCACAUACAGCCCCUUUACGGACUUGGUGGCCAUCUUUCCACCCGGACAUUUGUCAACUGGCCAUAGGCCUUCCUGACUGGGACCUCCCUGACAUAGAGGACCCCACACAGAUCCCGCUCGAACCCAAGCCAGGGCAACAUUUCCCAUAGGGUCACCAUAUGCAUUAUGGAUGUCAUCACCCCCAUUUUAGGUGUAGACUAGCCAGUCUUGAUUAUUAUGUGUGCCCAGCUGAUUUCCGAAGUCGCAAACAGGCCCGAACCUGUGGAGGACCCAGUGACUUUUAUUGCAAAUCUUGGGGUUGUGAACAAACGGGAGCUGCAUGGUGGAAACCAAACUCCCCAGAUAGCAUGAUUCAGGUAGGGCGAAAUGACACCUGGAUAGAUCCCAAGAACUGUUUGGCUAGCCAAGUGUCAAAAACUCGCUGUGGAAAAAAUAGUCUAUGUAACCCCCUCAAUAUAACUUUCACUUCCAAAGGAAGGGGCUACCUCAGAACAACAUGGCUUACGGGAAAUACUUGGGGAAUGCGAUUCUAUGUUUAUGGCCCCACUUAUGACUUUGGCCUCUGGUUCACCAUCCAACUUAAACAGGAAGAAAAUUCCACAGCAAUAGGGCCCAAUCCCCUCAAGCCAGGAAUUAAGCAUCCUAAACCUCCCAUGCCUAGAACUACCAGAACCCCUCUACCAUCUCAUUCCUCCUGGUUUCCAUCUUUGCCUACUUCCCCAUUCCGGAGUACAGCUGACUCCUCCCCCUGGGAAUUGAUUAAAGGAACCUUUAUGGUACUGAACUCCACACAGCCAGAUCUCACCCAAUCCUGCUGGCUAUGCCUCUCUGCACCCCCCUAUUAUGAAGGGAUAGCAGUCAAUGGGACUUAUGCUGGGAAGACGUAGAGUUCCACCUGUAGUUGGGGCGAAAAUCCGAAGUUAACUCUCCCAGAAGUAACCGGGGCAGAUUUAUGUCUAGGGUCCCCACCCAAGAGUAAACAACACAUAUGUACCCAGAUAGGAGAAAUCAACACCACGCAGGGCUUUCUAGUCCCUGAGAAAGGAACCUGGUGGGCAUGUGACUCAGGAUUAACUCCUUACAUUUCAGCCCAGGUGUUUGACAGCUCUGUAAACUAUUAUGAAAUGGUGCAAAUACUCCCCAGAGUGCUUUAUCAUGAUGCAGAAUCAUUUGAAGGUCUAGUAGGGGGACAAACAACCCGUUUCUGCCGGGAACCAGUGUCCCUCACUCUAGCCAUCCUAUUAGGGAUAGGAGCUGCUGCAGGAGUAGGUACGGGGAGCGGCUGCAAUGAUCCAUGGGUCACAACAAAUGGCCCAAUUAGAAACAGCAAUAGAUCAGGACUUGAAGACAUUAGAAACCUCUACCACAGCCUUGCAGGAGUCUUUAACCUCUCUCUCUGAAGUUGUUUUGCAGAACAGGCAAGGGUUAGAUCUCCUCUUUAUGAGGGAAGGAGGCCUCUGUGUAGCACUAAGGGAAGAAUGUUGUUUUUAUGCUGACCAUACUGGAGUUGUAAAAGAAUCCAUGAGUAAAUUAAGAAAACGCCUUGAAGAGCGCCAGAGAGAAAGGGAAACUCAACAAGGGUGGUUUGAGUCUUGGUUCGCCCAGUCCCCCUGGUUAACUACACUCCUAUCAGCCCUAGCUGGACCCUUGAUCAUCCUUAUGCUAUUAUUAACUGUGGGACCCUGUUUGCUUAACCAUAUAGUUUCUUUCCUCCAGGCUCAGAUUGGACAGGUGAAACUCAUGGUAAUCAGAUAGCAGUAUGCUCCACUGGCAGAAAUGGAAUGUGAAAUCCCUCAAUAAUUAUGGUCUCUCACUUUUAAGAUUAAAAGUAGUCAGAAAAAAAGAGUAGGAAAUGAAAGGGUAAAAGAAACUGAAGUUAAAAUGUAAAGAACCAGGUAUUGUAAAGUUUCUAAGCUGCAAAGCCAGAGUUAAAAUGUAAAGGACCAGGUAUUGUUAAGUUUCUAAGCUACACUCAAAGCUUGAAAUUCCUAUAGCUGUUAAGACAAUUCCCGGGACUGCCCAUUAGAUAUGUCUAGGAAUCCCCCCUAGUUACUUAACAACUUGGACCCAGUGCAGCUCAGCAUGUAGGCACCUCAGGGCCUAAACCAAUCAGUUUGAAUGUACACCCCGCUUUAGGACUGACCUAUCACCCCCGCCCGACAUGUUCCCGCCAAUGAAUGUACUAAUCAUGUUUGAGAGUUGUUGUUCGAUU